Molecule: messenger RNA, 4844 nt
Organism: Gracilinanus agilis (Agile Gracile Mouse Opossum)
Lineage: Eukaryota; Metazoa; Chordata; Mammalia; Didelphimorphia; Didelphidae
Gene: IP6K1
Product: inositol hexakisphosphate kinase 1
Exons: 6
Coding region: 180-1493 (437 amino acids)
Biological process (GO): inositol phosphate biosynthetic process; phosphatidylinositol phosphate biosynthetic process
Cellular component (GO): nucleus; cytoplasm
Molecular function (GO): inositol hexakisphosphate kinase activity
Source: RefSeq, a predicted model, not a curated record
UGAGUCUGAAAAAUAAAGUUCUAAGAAGCCAAUGAUGUAACAGCACCUUCUUUGCAAAAAUUAAGGCAAGCAGACUUGAAAUAUUGGCUUUCAACUAGCCAGGUUCUUCCAUCAUACUCUUCCCUUGUGGCCCAUGUGCUACUCCCUUUGCCCUCAUUGUGCGACUGGCCCCCAACGCAAUGUGUGUUUGUCAAACCAUGGAAGUGGGGAAGUAUGGCAAGAAUGCAAGUCAACCUGGAGACCGGGGAGUCCUCCUGGAGCCUUUCAUCCAUCAGGUGGGCGGUCACAGCAGCAUGAUGCGCUAUGAUGACCACACUGUGUGCAAGCCCCUCAUUUCCCGGGAACAACGUUUCUAUGAGUCCCUCCCUCCUGAAAUGAAGGAGUUCACCCCUGAAUACAAAGGAGUUGUGUCAGUCUGCUUUGAGGGGGACAGCGAUGGCUACAUUAACCUCGUGGCCUACCCAUAUGUGGAAAGUGAGGCUCUGGAGCAGGACGACCCCCCAGAGCGGGAGCAGCCCCGACGCAAGCAUUCUCGCCGAAGCCUUCACCGCUCAGGGAGUGGCAGCGAACACAAGGAUGAACGGUCAGGGCUGAUCCCUGAGAGCUCAGAGAGCCAGCAGGACCCGAAGAGCCCCAAGGUGGAGCUGCACAUCCACUCGGACGUCCCUUUCCAGAUGCUAGAUGGGAACAGCGGCCUGAGCUCAGAAAAAAUCAGCUACAACCCCUGGAGCCUGCGCUGCCACAAGCAGCAACUGAGUCGGAUGCGUUCCGAGUCUAAGGAUAGGAAGCUCUACAAGUUCCUCUUGCUGGAGAAUGUGGUACAUCACUUCAAGUUCCCCUGCGUGCUAGACCUGAAGAUGGGGACCAGACAGCAUGGAGAUGAUGCCUCUGAGGAGAAGGCCGCCCGGCAGAUGAAGAAAUGCGAGCAGAGCACCUCGGCUACCCUGGGGGUCCGAGUCUGUGGAAUGCAGGUUUUUCAGCUGGACACAGGGCAUUAUUUAUGCAGAAAUAAAUAUUAUGGCCGCGGGCUCUCGAUCGAAGGCUUCCGCAAUGCUCUCUACCAGUAUCUCCACAAUGGCCUGGACCUCCGCAGAGAUCUCUUUGAACCCAUCUUGAGCAAACUUCGGGGUUUGAAGUCUGUGCUGGGGAGGCAGGCCUCUUAUCGGUUUUACUCCAGCUCCCUCCUCAUCAUUUAUGACGGGAAGGAGUGCAGGGCCGAGAUGUUCCUAGAGCGCCGGGCAGACACGUGCUCGAAGAACGUGGACUCGGGGCUCCCUGAGUCGGUGCCUGACAGCACCAGCCCCAGCACCAGCCCCGAGACGUCCCCCUCUGCUACACCCAAGGUGGACGUCCGCAUGAUAGACUUUGCACACAGCACGUUCAAGGGUUUUCGGGAUGACCCUACUGUGCACGAUGGGCCCGACAAGGGCUACAUGCUCGGCCUAGACAGCCUCAUAACCAUCAUGGAGCAGAUGCGAGAGGAAAACCAGUAGUGUCCUGCGCUGGGCUCCCGUGUCAGCCGUUUCCCAGAGCCCUUUCCUCUCGACCCACAGGCAGGGACCACCCACUGAACUCACCACAGAGGGCAGACAAGACAGACUUUGGUUUUAAAGGGUUAUAUUUCUCUUUGGUGUAAACUAAAAGAAAUGAUUUAGCUGUAGCCUGGAAUAUAUAUAUAUAUAUAUGUAUAUAUAUAAAAGUGAAGGAGAGAGGAAAAAGCAGAAGACACGCUCAGCCAUUUUAUUAACCACGUGGCUCUGACAGCUUUGUCCAGGCUGGCUUAGGAAGAGGAUCUCGGCAUGUUUUGGCCUCACUGAGACCAUCAGCUGCUCUGACCUUGUUAGUUCACAGGCUUCUGCCUGGUUUGUGGCCAAAAGGAGGCUUUAGGCGGGGCCAGGGACCACCAGGCCUUUCAGACUCCACUUGUCCUUGGAUUGUCUCACUUGACGCUUCCACCUGGGGGAGCACUUGAGAGCGGGAGCCUCACUGAAGGGCAGGCUUUUCAGUCAGGCACUUGAGACCCCAGCCUCUUGCAUGUCACUUAUUCCUGAGGGGCUCUGGAGGCCACCAGACCUCCCUCCCUAUGGGGCGGGGGAUGGCCUGCUGGAAGGUUUCUCUGGUGCCUGAGGACCCAAUGAGAGAGAACGUGAGUGUGAGAGAGAGGAGGGGGUGUGUGUGUGUGUGUGUGUGUCCUCUCCACCCCGGGCUAUUUGCUGCUGCUGCUUCUUGCUUUUUAAUCUCGAGCCACAAGAGACUGAAGUCAUUUGACAUGGAAUGGGGAAGUUACAGGUUUGUGAGUUGGCCUGGUGAGCGUGGGACACGGGGACUUGGCACAGGCCAGCCUCGGCAAGGAUUUGGCUUCCUCCGGCCCUCCUUGGUAUCCCUGGUUGGACCCCAACAUCAUUUCCUGCCACCCCGUAGCAUGCACCCAAACUCCAACCACAUGAGAAAUGUUUCCUCAAGAUUAGGGGAGUGAAUUUUAUUCCUAUACUCUCCUACUCAACAGGUUAUUUGGGGGCCUUGGGAGGUGGGUGGGGAGGGAGUGGAGUGCGGAUCCUGACCAGGGCUGCUUAGAGCCAGGAGCUUUGUGGUUAGCUGAGCCUAGACAUGGGGGCCGGAGUUUGUUGGGGCAGGGAAAGAAGGCCCCUAAAUAUCAAGCUUCUCUAGCCUUGGCUGCCAUAUUGCUUCUUGAUGCUCUUCUAGGAGCCCCAGAGCCUCUAAGGCGUCAUUGGCCUGCACCUCCUGUUCGAUGGGGCUUGAUCAGGAGCUGCAGGACUCCCCAAUAAAACCAAGACCCAACCUAUUUAGAAACCCAAGCUCUGGAAGUGAGCAGCUCAAGCUGCAGACCCAGAGACCAUGGGAGUUUCUGGCUUCUUCUUUGGAGCCUGCUGAAUUUUGAGAAAAGGGAGGGUGUUGAGAGGGGCCUUGGAGGAGUCUCGUGGCUCCAGCUGGACCAGUUCCCAGGCCUGCCCCUAGGUACCACGCUGCCCCGUGCACCCCUUUGUUAAUCUCCUCCGUACUCCCUUCUCAAGUAGCUCCUAACUGGGAUUCUUCCCUCCGAGUUGAGCUCUGUAGAUGCUGAGGUUUCUGGAGGAAGUGGAUUAAAUUGUAGGAAGUCCCGAGUCCUGGUGUCUUCCUGUUGGUCAUUGUCUUAGCCGGGACUCAGUGGUGAGCCUAGUACCAGGGAUGCAGCUGGAGCGAAGGCAAAGAGGCUUCAGGGGUGGUUUGCUCAGCUCCGAGCUUUGGACGCUUGGCCCAACCCAUGCUUGGCCCAACCCAUGCUUGGCCCAACCCAUGCCUCUCGUAGUGUCGUGGGAGGGGCCAGGACAGCAUGCUGCAGGCUGUUGGCUCUGCCCCCUCUGAAGCCCAAGACUGGGAUCCACUGCAGGGAGAUUUUGAGCCAGUCCUGAUCCCCGGAGAGCGGCCAGGCCAGGCUGGAGGCAGCUUCCUGAGGACAAGCUGCUCCCGGCUCCAGAAGCAUUGCGUGAGCGAGAAAGAAUGGUGUGUGAUCUCGUUAACCCUCCUUUCCUGUAGGGAGCUCAGCAUGUAAACCACCUUCCCUUUGUCUCCCGGCUGCAGUGUGCACGGGGAGCCCGUGACACACACACACACGCUCUCUCUUUAGCCUCCACCACUCCAUCUUAAUUUGGCCCCAGAGCCCUCGGAGGCAGGCCGGCCUCUAGACCUUGGCCUCUGGGCUAGCCCUCGGCCCGAAUGGACCUGGACGUUCCAAUGCCAUUGCCGGCUUCACCGGGUGAUCCCCCAGGGCAGGACGGCGCCCCGGCCGGUGGAGACGGUGCCUUUAGAGCAGACGACCGACGGCCCUCUCGAGCCUGCUCUAGCUUUCCAGCCCGUUCAGUGCCCGGCUGGAGCAAUCAGUGUUUCUGGGCCCUUGGACGGGAAGACCAGGCCAUCGCGCCCCCUUGACCAGUGUUUCUGGGCCCGGUGUUCCUGGGCUGGGCCCCGUGGCCGGGACCAUGGCAGGUUACAAGGCCAGCCUUAGAGCAGGGAGCACACUUAGAUUUCCAAGGACAUUCUUAGGCCACGUGCCCAGGCCUUUGUGCAUGGGGAAGGUCCAGAAGUGACUAGUAAAAGCCAACUGUCAAGUUUGUAGAGCGUACCAGGACGCUCCUUUGCCAAAACUUCAAGAGAAAGAGGCCAUCAUCGUGCUGAGGCCACCCGCAGGGCCUGGGCUUGGGCGCGUUGCCGCAGAGGGGCCCUUUGCCAUCCUUCGUCCUGCUGUCCAUCCCGGCCGGCCUUGGGGGAGGGGCUGUGGGAUCCCAACACUGGACCAAAGAGAGGGAUGGCAAAGGAGCCCAGCACUUGGGUGUUUUUGUUCAAAAUCUCUGUAUAGUAUUUACGUGGGGCCAAUGAGCACUAGCCACUUGCAAAAAAAUGGAAGGCCGGGCUUUUGGAGCCUGGGACCUGGGCUGGGGUGGUCGUGAACCAGGGACUAUGUCAGGCCACCCCCCGGGUCUGCUGAGUGGGAAUGGACCAGGGAGGGCCGGGCCCCCCAGGCCCAAACACUUUGCUUUGUCUGCCGCAUGGUCUGAUUUUACGUUAGAAGAGCGCCACUCGCUUGGUAAGAGCCUCCCCAUCCGUCCCUGCUCUUCCCAGAAGGAGAAGGACAAUCAGGCUCUGUUGCCGAAGAAGAAAACUGCCCGUCCCGCCUCCUAUGCAGUGGCGUUCUGACGUGUCUUCUGGCCUUUUUCUGCAUAUCUUUAGUUUUCCCUGGAACUUGUUUAGGGGCAUGACCGUGACAGUGUCUGUGUACUCCCCCGCACUGUUCCCUUGCCUUCUGUCUAAAAGUCAUGUAUAUAAGAAUAAAGUCACCCAGAAACGUA